This is a messenger RNA of Pterocles gutturalis (yellow-throated sandgrouse), 1046 nucleotides long. RefSeq names its product HUS1 checkpoint homolog (S. pombe) (gene HUS1). NCBI's taxonomy places the organism in Eukaryota, Metazoa, Chordata, Aves, Pterocliformes, Pteroclidae. The transcript has 7 exons. The annotation marks the transcript as partial. The record is from RefSeq and is a predicted model, not a curated record. Gene Ontology annotation, cellular component: checkpoint clamp complex; nucleolus; site of double-strand break. Gene Ontology annotation, biological process: mitotic DNA replication checkpoint signaling; meiotic DNA integrity checkpoint signaling; nucleotide-excision repair.
GUGUGAUUAACACCAUCGCCAAGCUAGCCAAGACCUGCACCCUGCGCCUGACUGUCAGCAAGCUGUAUUUCAUCCUCUCUGAUAAGGUAGCAAAUGGCGGCGUCAGUAUGUGGUGUGAGUUGUGCCAGGGGAAUUUCUUCGAUGAAUUUCAGAUGGAAGGAGUAGCUGCAGAGUGCAAUGAAAUCUAUCUAGAGUUGGUGCCUGAGAACCUGUCUAGAGCAUUAAAAACUGCUCAGAGUGCUAAGGCAGUGAAGAUGAAGUUGACUAACAAGCACUGUCCCUGUCUCAGAGUUGCUGUGGAGCUACCAUCCUUAUCAAGCAGCAGUAGGAUUGUGACACAUGACAUUCCUGUGGGGGUUAUUCCCAGAAGAUUAUGGAAUGACUUCAGAGAGCCCAGUGUGCCAGACUUUGAUGUCAGUAUUUAUCUACCAGCGCUGAAAACAAUGAAGAGUGUUGUGGAGAGAAUGAAGAAUCUCAGCAAUUCCAUUGUGAUUGAAGCGAACUUGAGUGGAGAAAUGAACUUGAAAAUAGAAACUGACUUAGUAUCUGUAACAACACAUUUUAAAGACUUGGGAUAUCCUCCUUGGGCAUCAGGGGAUGGAUGUGAAAAUUCUUCUCAAGGCAGAGAUCUGGAAAGCAUGACUGAGGCAUGCAUAGACAUCAAGAAGCUACAGCAGCUGCUUGCUGGACAGCAGGUCAAUCCCACAAAAGCAUUGUGCAAUAUUGCAAGUAAAAGAAUUGUCCACUUCAUCUUGCUGCAUGAGGAUGUUUCGCUUCAAUAUUUUAUUCCGGCACUUGCCUGAAUGUUCUGGAGUCAGGGUUAUUUUCCAACCUGAGGCCUUUUCCAUGAAGUCUGAAAACUUUCAUGAGUCGUUGGAGUACUCUCAUGUGAUAUACUGUUAGAUGCAGCCAUCAGAUGGACAUUAUUUCCAUAUUUAUGAAAUUAUUCAAAAUACCUCCUCAUCCAGAAGGCUUCUUUUCAUGAAGAGUUACAUACUAUGAAAGACACAACGGUGGGGAGGUGGCAUAUCUGAGCAUUACAGGGA